Molecule: messenger RNA, 2041 nt
Organism: Aspergillus ochraceoroseus IBT 24754
Lineage: Eukaryota; Fungi; Ascomycota; Eurotiomycetes; Eurotiales; Aspergillaceae
Product: putative eukaryotic translation initiation factor 3 subunit EifCl
Exons: 3
Coding region: 358-1788 (476 amino acids)
Biological process (GO): translational initiation
Cellular component (GO): eukaryotic translation initiation factor 3 complex; cytoplasm
Molecular function (GO): translation initiation factor activity
Source: RefSeq, a predicted model, not a curated record
CCUCCGAACCCUACCUAUAUAUUUGAUUAACAGGGUGGUGGGAAAAUCAGAUCAGGCACAAUCAUAGGAUAUAUUGUUUCUCGAUUCUUGUGUAGUUCUAUUUCUCGAUUUAUCAACCUUUCAGUGGAACCCUAGAUUUUUGAUUAAUACAUCAAGAGAUAUUAGAGGUAUAAGAUAAGCACAACCCGUCCAAGCGAAAACCCUCAAAAUUCGAUGCCGCCGAAACAAUCGAAAUCCCACACGCCGCAACGCCAAGUCAUCACGCCAGACGACGUGCCCGCCCUCCUCACUCUCCCUUGCCGACAAUUAGCAGGACGACUUUAAAAUCGUCGACAGAUCCCUUUUUUCUUGCCCAAGAUGUCCUACGAAGAGCGCGCCAACGCGCACCCCAAUCUGGGCGACGAGUCCGAUGUCGAGGAGGAAGCGUUGGUCAACGAUUACCGCGAGCAGGUUAACUUUGACGAUGGCAUGAGCGAGUUGGAUCGGACUACAUCUCUGGGAGCUGCCUCUCAGACCCAGGACCUUCAGGCACAGCUCGCUGCUGCUGCGACCCCGCUCGAGUACCAGGCCACACUGGAGACCAAGUUUGCAAGCUACGACAACUACUGCAGUCUUUUCCAUUACAUCCUCAACUCGGAUGGACCAGUGGAAUUAGAGGUUCCUUCUUACUACUGGGCUUGGGAUGUGAUCGAUGAGUUCAUUUACCAGUUCGAAUCGUUCUGCCGCUACCGCAACCGUGUUGCCCGCAGUGGCUCCAACGAGGAGGAAGCCCAGCUUCUCCGUGAGAAUCCAAACACCUGGGGCUGCUACUCCGUCCUCAACGUGCUUUACUCCCUUAUCCAGAAAUCUCAGAUUAAUGAGCAAUUGGCUGCCAUUAAGCGUGGCGAGGACCCGAUGGCAUUCGCUGGGGAAUACGGCUCCCGCCCCCUCUACAAGAUGCUGGGAUACUUCUCUAUCAUCGGAUUGCUUCGCGUCCACUGCUUGCUGGGUGACUUCAGCCUUGCCCUCAAGACCCUCGACGACAUCGAGAUGAACAAAAAGGCCAUGUUCGCCCGUGUCAUGGCUGCUCACUUCACCACCUACUACUAUGUGGGUUUCUCCUACAUGAUGAUGCGCCGCUACGGCGAUGCUAUCCGCAUGUUUAGCCACAUCCUGGUCUAUGUCUCCCGGACCAAGAACUUCCAGAAGGGCAGCAACAGCUACGAUGCUAUUGCCAAGAAGAAUGACCAGAUGUACGCCCUCAUUGCCAUCUGUGUCGCUCUCCACCCUACCCGUCUCGACGACACCAUCCACUCCGCUCUGCGUGAGAAGUACGGCGAGCAGCUCAACCGCCUUCAGCACGGUGGCCCCGAGGCCCUGCCCUUGUUCGAGGAGCUCUUCCGCUCUGCUUGCCCCAAGUUCAUUAGCCCCACUCCCCCCGACUUUGACAACCCAACUGUCAACGUUGACCCUGUUGACCACCACACCGCUAUCUUCAUGGACGAGGUCAAGAACACCCUGUACAACCCCACAAUCCGUUCAUACCUGAAACUUUACACAACAAUGGAUCUCAACAAGCUCGCUGGUUUCCUCGAGGUCGAGCCCGAGAAGCUUCGCUCUUGGCUCCUGAUCAACAAGCAGCGCAGCCGACAGGUCCGCUGGGUUGAGGGCGGUCUACUAGAAGGCGAGCCCGUUAACGCUAAUGAUUUGGACUACGCUUUGGAGAACGACCUCAUCCAUGUCAGCGAGACCAAGGCCGGACGACGCCUCGUUGACUGGUACCUGCGAAACCUCGCCCGUGUCUACUAAACUAGGCGCCUUACUUGCUAGCAAAUGUGUGUUGGAGGUCUCAAAAAAGAUAGCAUACACCCACGCCGGUUUGUAAUCUGCACGGGAAAAAUAUCCUCUUAGCGAAAACCCCUAGAGUCACUUCGACCGGUGAAAAGGGACGUUGAUUCGACGACUCAUAUGCGGGUUGGGAGUCUUAAAAGGUUCCGUCCGCGACAGGAAGAGGAGCAAAAGACUUUAAUCAGCAAUCAUCAUAUCUCCCUUGCCCUUUUUU